This is a messenger RNA of Caenorhabditis elegans, 1184 nucleotides long. RefSeq names its product F-box domain-containing protein (gene fbxl-5). Bases 2 to 1009 code for a protein of 335 amino acids. The transcript is spliced from 5 exons. Lineage: Eukaryota; Metazoa; Nematoda; Chromadorea; Rhabditida; Rhabditidae. The record is from RefSeq and is marked reviewed.
AAUGGAUCUCAGUAGCAUGCCUGACGAUGUGCUCAUCCGCCUUCUGAAUACCGCCUCCCCGAAUGAUGUGGCUCGUGCAAAACGGCUAAACAAACGAUUUCAUCAAAUUGUGGACACUUUUAAUCUAGGAAAACCUCGUGUCAAAGAGUUUUGCGUGGAAUCUCGUGUCUCACCAAUAUCACCUUCAAAAAUCGGUCGUCUUCGUCUAGGAUCCACGUCGAAUGCUCCAAAAAGACGUGUUGUAGUCACGAUGAGAAGGGAUCGUGGUGUGAAAAGAUCAGAGAGAAUCGAAGAUCCGUCACGCUCAACCUCAUCAGAAUCCGCGAAUUCGUUUGUGCAGGAGAAUUUGAGAAAAGUCGAGUUACAGGAGAAGCUUUCCUUUGAUGGAGUUACGUUGGACGAAGAGUUUUACAAAAUGCUCACAGCGAAGAAGGAGGCGUUGAGACAUGUCACCACGCUGGCGCUGUCACUGUGUCAUAUCCGACUCUCAUGGACACAAUUCAUGGACUUGCUGUCUCGAAUGACCAUCAAGCAUCUAUACAUUGAUUUCUGCACAUUUCAUCCGUCAUUGAUCUCUGACAAGGUGCUGAUGUCUCUAACUCACUUGGAAACAAUUCAAAUUCAACCAAGAUAUCCUUGUUUUCUCAACGAAGUUACUGAUCAAACACUAAUUCACUGGGCUACACGGACAACAGCGCCAAACACAAUCCAGUUCAGAAAUGGGUGUGCAAGUCGAAUAACAGUGGAUGGAAUUAGGCAUUUAAUGACUAGAGCACUCUCGACUGCUUCAACGCCUAACAAAAUGGACUUGGAUUUCGGACUUCUUCUAGAACCAUCACAGUCUGAAACUUCACUCCUCACUUUUAUCCUGUGCCCGGGACUUGAUUUCAAGGUGACCGACGACUUUCGUUCCCGAAAAAUCAGUCUAAGCCGUGGCAAGUUCUGCCUUCAAUUUUUCAUUCCAGCACCUUUUCCAAUUGGUCCACACUCUGUGGCGAUAUCACCCUAAUUUUUUUGUAAAAUUGUUUUAUGUUAACAAAUUUUCUUUUUAUUUUGAAAUUUCCAGACACUUUCCAUUUUGCUUUACGCGGGUUUUAUCCGUCACAUUUCCGUUAUUUCUUUUUUGAAUUUUUGAUAGUGAAUUUAUUUAUUGAACUCAAAACUAUGAAAUUUUUUCAAAUUGC